UGCAGCAUGUCAACACGCGUUUCUCCUGCGUUUGAGUCCGUGGAGCUCAACUCCAGCAGUUCAGUGUCAGCAGAUGCUCAGCUGAUGUUGAGUGACUCUACACAGACAGCUGGAGACAAAACCACCGUCCCAACAGGAGCUUCAGAACAAGAGGCUUCUUCUGCAGCAGCCGCUAUAGAGAACAGCACAACAGAAAAACAAACCAAAAAGAGGAAGAAGAAAGGCUUCCGAGUAUUCUUCCGGCGAAUAGGGAAGGCUAUAAAGCUUUGCACCCUAUGUUGCUACGGAGAUGACAUAUUGCCCCCAUUUCCAUGCGACAAACCAGCAGAUCUCCAGCCAGGUUUAUCUGGUCUUGAAUGGGCGUUAUCAAUCGAUCCAUGUCCAUCUGGUAUUGAGCUGACAGUUAACGCCGAUCCAGUCGAUCCUGAGCCGUCAUCGGUCUCAGGACCAUCCAGCCUUGAGGUGACACCUGACAGUGAUCCGGCUGAUCUGGAGCCAUCACUUGUCCCAGGUCCAUCCAGCCUCGAUUUAAAGUUAACCCUGGAUCCAGGUAUAUCCACACUGGUUUCUGAGACGAUGAAUGUCCCAGGACCAUCUAGACUUGAGGUAAUGCCUGUACCAAGUCUAUUUAUUAUUGAGCUAAAACCGGAUGUGGAUCCAGCCGAGCCCAAGCCGCCAUCUGUCUCAGGUCCAUCCACACUGGAUUCUGAGAUAACACCUGUUCCAGGUUCAUCUGGUUUUGGGGCAGCUGUUGAACAACAAUCAAAAAUAAGGAAGAAGAAAGGCAUCUGUGCAUUCUUCUGCCGAACAUGGAGGGCUGUUAAGGGCGCUGCCCUCUGUUGCCAAAGGGGCAACAAAGUGGCUCCAGAUCCAUUUGCCACUGACCCAGUGGCUCGCCAGGAUUCAUCAGAUCUCCAGCCAGUUUUAUUCAGCCUUGGUUGGCUAACACUUAAUGCUGAGCCAACAAAUCUGGAGUCAUCACCUGUCCCAGGUCCAUCUACACGGAAUAAUGAGCCAAUUCCUGCCCCACGUCAAUCUGGUUAUGAGCCAGUAGUUGGACCAUCCAGUCAUGAUGUAAUGCCUGUCCUAAGUCCACCCAUUCUCAGGCUGACAGCUGACAUGGGUUUGGACGUUCCUGAACCAAAACCUGUCCCAGGUUCAUCCGGUCUUGAGCUGACAGCUGACAUGGGUCUGGAUGUUCCUGAGCCAAAACCCAUCCCAGGUUCCAGUCUUGAGCUGACACCUGUUGUGGAUUUGGAAGAUCCCGAGCCGCCAUCUGCCUCGGGUCCAUUUAGUUACAGGCUAACACCUGACACUGAUCUGGACAAUCCUAAACAAAAACCUGUUCCAGUCCUAUCUGGUUUUUGGCCUAUUGCAGCAUCAUUUUCCUCCCGUUAUGAUGUGGGAGUGAAGUUGGGACAGGGAGGCUUUGGUACUGUGUAUGAGGCAACUCGCAGAUCUAAUGGCCAGAAGGUUGCUAUCAAAUUUCUACCUAAGAAGCCCUGGAACAUUUUUAUUAAUGUGCCUGGAUCUACACAACCUCUACUGUCAGAAGUGGCUAUGAAUGUGAUGGUGUGCACACCUCCAAAAAGCCCCCACAUCGUACAAAUAAUCGAGUGGUUUGAUCAACCACAUCAGUUCAUCAUAGUUAUGGAAUAUCUGCAUCUGUGUGAGACCUUGCUGGCAUUUACCAUGCGCCAUGGAAGUCGCCUAGAUGAAUCCGUGGCACGUGGCUUAAUGCGGCAAGCGGUGCUUGCAGCCAAACACUGCAUUGAACGGGGCAUCUUCCACAAUGACAUCAAGACGGACAACAUGCUGGUCAACACAGAGACGCUGCAGCUCAAAUUACUAGACUUUGGCUGUAGUGAGCGUAUUAACACCUCUUGCUCUAAAGAUUAUGAAUGGGCAGUCGGAUCAACAGUCUGGUCUUUGGCUAUGGUGCUUUUGGAGAUAGUGAGCGGAGACCAGCCCAUAAGUGUUUUUCUCUCCAAAGCACGUGAUCCUUUGAUUCCAAAUUUCUCCACUGGUGAGACAACAUCACAUAAUGACAAUAACACUGUUAAACGCACACACAUAAAGCCAUGGCACAAUAUCAGGGUAUUCUCAACUACUAAAUAUAAAAGGGAAAACUGA
Sinocyclocheilus anshuiensis is the source of this 2133-nucleotide messenger RNA. RefSeq lists its product as uncharacterized. Gene Ontology annotation, biological process: regulation of mitotic cell cycle; negative regulation of apoptotic process; protein autophosphorylation. Bases 7 to 2133 code for a protein of 708 amino acids. Gene Ontology annotation, cellular component: cytoplasm. The record is from RefSeq and is a predicted model, not a curated record. Gene Ontology annotation, molecular function: protein serine/threonine kinase activity; ATP binding. NCBI's taxonomy places the organism in Eukaryota, Metazoa, Chordata, Actinopteri, Cypriniformes, Cyprinidae. The transcript is spliced from 8 exons.